AUGCUCAUCGUCGGCCUCACCUUCGGCUGCUCCUGCACGCACAAGAACGCCACCUUGCACAUCAUCUCCGCUGUCUCCAUGAGAUCCAACAGCUUUCCCUGUUCGUACAUGGUCCACGCCAGCAACGGCAGCCACUUUUCAGUCUCCGGCAAGCUGUUGUCUAUGAUCUUCCUCCGGCUAAUGACCUCAAACAGGAGCAUGCCGAAGCUGUACACGUCGCACUUCUCGGAUGCUUUUGCUAUCCAAAGCAAUGAGCGUGGAAUUGCUGCUCGUGACAGUGGUGCUUUUGCAUGGGAGAUUGUUCCGAUUGAAGUUCCUGUUGGGAGAGAAAAACCACCUGUACUUAUUGAGAAAGAUGAAAGCCUGGAUAAGUUUGACCCAGCAAAACUGAAGAAACUUCGCCCAAGUUUCAAGGAGAAUGGUGGUACCGUUACAGCUGGAAUUGCUUCUAGUAUAAGUGAUGGGGCUGUUGCAUUAGUUUUGGUGAGUGGGCAGAAGGCUCAAGAGCUUGGCGUGCAAGACCUUGCAAGGAUCAGAGGAUAUGCAGAUGCAGCUCAAUGUGUAAAUAGGAACUUAGGUAACCCUGCAAAUCCAAGCUUUGACAUUGAUACUUGA
Miscanthus lutarioriparius is the source of this 615-nucleotide messenger RNA. Lineage: Eukaryota; Viridiplantae; Streptophyta; Magnoliopsida; Poales; Poaceae. The record is from the annotation of a GenBank genome assembly.